GACAUGAGCGCGGACUAUGAAAGUGACUAUUACUAUAUGCGCAGUCGCAAGGCGCGCGAUAAGCCGCCCUUGUGGGAUUCUUUUCAGGAUCCGCCAGCGAAGCGCACCAGCGGCUCCGAUGCCCACUGGAAAAAGUUGCAGUUCGUUCUCAAGCUUUUAAAGCUCUUCACUUAUCUCUUAGUCUUUGCGGUGAUAUUGGCCUGCAGCGUCACUGCCAAGCUGGUUUAUCUCUACAUGGCGGGCAACACCAAUGGCGAGGUGAAGGUGCGAGUGUGCAGCAAGUAUCUUUUAGUUGACGGCCAGGUGACGGCGACGCGCAGCAAGCUGGAGCAAAUUGCCUGGGUAUGGGCUCUGAUCUUUGCCUUUGCCGCCCCAGAACUUUUCACCUUUUUGCGCGCGCUGCGCAUUACGCUCUUCAAGCGCGAACAGCGACCCAGUGGACUGGAAGUGGCAUUGGUCACACUCUUUGAACUGCUGCAUGUUGUUGGCCUGGCGCUGCUCACCUUUACCGUCCUGCCCCAAUUGGAUGUGACGCGUGGUGCGAUGCUUGGCUGCUGUGUCUGCUUUGUGCCGGCGCUGCUCAAUAUAUUGACGGGCACACGCUUCCAGUGGAAAUCGGCGGAUACUCUUGUGAAUGUUGCUUCCAUUUUGGCUGUGGUGGCGCAGGGCAGCGUCUUUCUCGUCUGGCCAGCUAUGUCCUCGCAGCUGGAACUACAGCUACUGGCGCUGCCUUUGCUCCUAGUCUCGUUUCGCUGGUGGGAGAACUAUGCCAACACACUAGCGUCAAUUGCAUACAUCAUACGCACCAUACGCUGCACACGCUCGCGCUAUCACACGUAUCUGUAUGUGGCGCCACUGAAGAUGGCCGUAUUUGGUCUGCUGGGCUUUCUGCUGCACGGCGAAAAUUUCAAGGAAUACUUUACGCUAUUCUUUGAAGCUUGGCAGCCGCAUACCAUAACCCUGACGUAUACGGAUGGCUUGCGGGAUACGCGGCCGUUGCCCAGCAACGGCAGCUCAUUUAUCAAGCCGACGACAUUUGUGUCGCAGUAUCCGCUGCAGUCCAAUGCCUGGGCCGUGGUCUAUGCGCUGCUGGUGCAGGUGAGCGCCGCCUACUUGUGUCAUAUUUUCGGCAAGUUUGCGUGCAAAAUAAAAAUACAACACUUUAGCUUUGCGCUGCCACUCAGCCUGGCCACGCCCGUGACCGUGGUGGCAGCCACGCUGCUGUCCCAACUACGUGCUCAGGAUAUAUGUGCGUUGCAUAGCCUGCUGCCGGAUUAUCUGACGCUGCAGCCACUGGGCGAGAGUGUGGCUCAGCUGGGCGCAUUGAGCUUGCAGUAUGCGCUGUGGUUAUGGCCACUCUGGUGGCUGGCACAGCUCUGGACGAGCUGGCACAUCUGGCAUCCACACAACGAUAAGAAUGCGCCCACCGAGAAGCUAUUUGUGUGCCCCUGGUACAGCGGCCUGCUGGUGGAUCAGUGCACGAUGAUGAAUCGACGCAUUCUCGACUGGAGCGAUGAGUAUUUGGCCAUUAAGAGCGACUUGACGGCAGCCAGAGAUCCGGCUGUGGCCUUGGCAGCUGACAUCAAUGCCAAUGCCAGUCGUGAUAUACAGGAGACGGAUAAAAUACCGCAAUUGAUUGUUUGCGCAACAAUGUGGCAUGAGACCGAGGACGAGAUGAUGGAAUUUCUAAAAUCAAUUGUACGCUUGGAUGAGGAUCAAUGCGCUCGCCGCCUGGCCAAAACGCAUCUCAAUGGCGGCAAAGCGGAUGAUGAAUACUAUGAAUUGGAAACCAACAUAUUCUUUGAUGACGCCUUCGUGCUGGACCCACGCCACUGCCAGAACAAACGCAAUCCGCCGCUCAACGAGUACGUGAAGACGCUAACGCGCACCAUUGACAAGGCCGUCUUUGAGAUUUAUGGCGUUAAUAUCAAAAUCAAGCCGCCGCUUAAGAUAGAAACGCCCUAUGGGGGUCGCCUGGUCUGGACACUGCCAGGUCGCACCAAGAUGGUGGCGCAUCUGAAGAACAAGGACAAGAUACGCCACAAGAAGCGCUGGUCCCAGGUCAUGUACAUGUACUACCUGCUGGGCUUUCGCAUCAUGGAAACGGAGCAGCUGUCGGCGCGUCGCAAGGCCGUCAUAGCGGAGAAUACGUUUCUGCUGGCGCUGGACGGCGACAUUGACUUUCAGCCGCAUGCAGUGCAGCUGCUCAUAGAUCGCAUGAAGGCCAUCGAUGAGCUGGGCGCUGCCUGCGGACGCAUACAUCCUGUGGGUCGUGGUCCCAUGGUCUGGUAUCAAAAGUUCGAGUACGCCAUUGGCCAUUGGCUGCAGAAGGCCACGGAGCAUGUGAUUGGCUGCGUGCUCUGCAGUCCGGGCUGCUUUAGUUUGUUUCGCGCCAGCGCUUUGAUGGAGAACAGCGUCAUGAAGCGCUACACGCUGGUGACCAGCGAGGCCAUGAAGAUGGUGCAGUACGAUCAGGGCGAGGAUCGCUGGCUCUGCACGCUGCUGCUGAAGCAGGGCUCGCGUGUGGAGUACUGCGCCGCCUCCGACGCCUACACACACUCGCCGGAGUACUUCAAUGAGUUCUACAAUCAGCGCAGGCGCUGGGUGCCCUCGACCAUGGCCAACAUCUAUGACAUACUCGCCGAUGCAGACACUGUGGUGAAGAAGAACAAUUCCAUUUCCACGCUGUACAUUAUGUACCAGGGCAUGCUCAUGUUGGGCACUGUGCUGGGUCCUGGCACCAUAUUUCUGAUGAUGGUGGGCGCUUUGGUGGCCGUCUUCAGCAUCGACAUAUGGACGGCAUUUCUCUGGAACUUCUUUCCCAUUUUAUGCUUCAUACUCAGCUGCGUUUAUCUAAAGCAAAAGUUUCAGCUGCUGAUUGCAUUUGUGAUAAGCGCUAUCUAUUGUCUGGUCAUGAUGGCGGUGCUCAUUGGCAUUGUGGUGCAGAUGAUUGAGGACGGACCGCUGGCGCCAGCUUCAAUGUUCUUUCUGCUGGUGGCAGUACAAAUUACUUUGGCAGGUCUGAUGCAUCCGCAGGAGUUUCUGGCGCUGCUCUGCGGCAUCAUCUACUACAUCACCAUACCCUCCAUGUACAUGCUGCUGAUGAUCUAUUCGGUUUUCAAUAUGAACGAUGUCAGCUGGGGCACGCGGGAGGGGCCUGUGCUGCGAGAUGACGAUGGCGAAUCCGUGGAGCCGCAUUUGCCUGGCUGGCUGAACGAUCCGCUGCUGAUUGACUCGGAGCUGGGUGAAGUUUCGCUGGUGGAGCAGCGUUUCUGGAAAGAUCUGAUCAAGCAGUAUUUAAAGCCCUUGGAGCUUAGCAAGGAGCAGAAGCAGUCCAUGGACGAUGAUCUCAAGGAGCUGCGCAACAUGAUUGCCUUUGCCUUUGUCAUGGUCAACGCCAUUUUUGUGCUGAUUGUGUUUCUGCUGCAGCUGAAGAAGGAUUAUCUGCAUCUAAAGUGGCCCAUAGACCCCACUGACUUUAUAACCUUUGAUCGCGACAAUCUGCAGGUGGACAUCUAUCGCCAGUACAAGGAACUGGAUCCCAUUGGCCUUUGCUUUGUUGUCUUCUUUGGUGUUAUACUCGUCAUACAGUUCAUAGCCAUGUUCUUUCAUCGCUUUGGCACCAUGUCGCAGCUGCUGGCCACAGUGCAGCUGAAUUGGUUUCGCUCCAACAGCCAGCUGAGCGAUGAGGAUGCAGCGCUGGAGCUCAGCGGCAAUGCCGUCAAUAUAGCGCGGCGGCUGCAGCGUCCGCGGCGUUUAUUCGACGAGGAUGAGCUGGACUCAAAUCAUUACGAUGAGCUGUCCGUGGGCCAAGAGGACAACCAUCGCGAGAGCAUGGUACGCAGGCAAACCAUUUGUCGUCUGCACGAAUCUCGCAAUGCUGAGCACAGCGACUACAGCGAUCUGGUGCGCAACUUUGAGCGUCGCUUCUUUGGCGAGGCUGAUUUGAAUGUGAGGAAUCUGCCGCUGAGUCGCAAGUCUGUUAAGCUGCUGCAGCAGCGACGCUCUGUGGCCAAGGAGAAUGCUGCUGCUAUGCCUGGCGGCACGCCCACGCCCAAGCCGGGACUGCGCCCGCCGCUGCUGCCAGUCAAUGCCAAGAAAGUUAGUUUCAGAGCAAAUACUAUGGAAAUCUACGACAAUGGCGGCUACGAGCACACCGAGUUUUAAGACGAACUGAAUCUUUAUGCUGCAUACCUUGCUAUCUACUUAUACUAUACAUAUAUAUAUAUAUACUUGUGCCAGCGCUAUUGUAACCCUAAAAGC
Molecule: messenger RNA, 4263 nt
Organism: Drosophila busckii
Lineage: Eukaryota; Metazoa; Arthropoda; Insecta; Diptera; Drosophilidae
Gene: Chs2
Product: CS-2
Cellular component (GO): cell septum; cell periphery
Molecular function (GO): chitin synthase activity
Source: RefSeq, a predicted model, not a curated record